This is a messenger RNA of Staurois parvus, 414 nucleotides long. NCBI's taxonomy places the organism in Eukaryota, Metazoa, Chordata, Amphibia, Anura, Ranidae. The record is from the annotation of a GenBank genome assembly.
CCUUGCAGACUUAUUUUCAUAACCCUCUACAACAAGAAUCAGGCUAUCGUGCUUACAUCAUCCAGCACCUUCCGUCAGUCGAGCUCCUCGAUCGGGGAACAAGUCAGACAGAAGGAGAGAAAAGAGGCCUUCAAGCUCUUCAACCCAGAGAGAACAUCGGUGCUCCAAUCUUUAGGAUUCGGGAGAAGGACCGACUCUGUUCUUGGUAGCAGACCCACCAUACAAGGCUCAGCGUCACCCUGUAGAUCGAUGGAGCGUUCAGGCAAUUGUGAUGUGACGCGUGUCCCAAACAGAGAAGAUGUCCUUCCUUUUGAAGAUCAAGUUUUAUUAAGAGGGUACCAAAGAUCCAUCAUGCGGUUUUCUCUUGUGGACUGGAGCAGGAUGCCCCCUUCUUUCCAGAAACGCACCGCGGAC